Messenger RNA from Pelagomonas calceolata, 755 nucleotides. Lineage: Eukaryota; Pelagophyceae; Pelagomonadales; Pelagomonadaceae. The record is from the annotation of a GenBank genome assembly.
CGACGGGCAGCCGUCCAAAAACCGCCCAGCGCGUCCACUACACAGCGCUGACAUCCGAGUGCCGCGGAUUAGUUUUCAAACAGCUGCGACGCGACAGCACCCAUGGCCGAAAUUGCGUCCGCUACGAUGCCGGCGGGCGAGAUGCCCAAGCCCAGGCGGCAGAAGAAAGUUUUCAAACCGCCGUCGGAUGCGCAAGUCUGUAAGACCAAGGUCCGCUCCCCCGUGUACCUGGAUGUGCGCGCCUUCGAAAAUUGGAGCGAACGCGCUCAACGCACGGCCGCGGCGACGUCGCUCGACGCCGCUGGAGCUCCUCGGCCGGAUACCGCCGCUUGACACCGCUCGCCGCCGCAUGACACACCACUCGCACCUCAUCAGUCGCCUCCGCGCAGGUGUCGAUCGCGCGGCGCCUCGUCAAGGAGGUCGCGCACUACGAAGCCGAAACCAAAAAGGACGAGGCGCGCGUCGAGGCCAUGCGCGCCGACCCGACCAAGGACGAGUACGACGUGAAGAAGAUGCUCGAGGUCGUCGAGGAGUCGAGGAUGAUGAUCCCCGACGCGACGCGGCGCCUGGGCGAGGCCAUCAACGAGCUCUUCUCCUUCAUCGAGGAACACCACGCAACGACGGAGGUCCUCGAGUGCGAGUCGUACGCCGAGGCGACGGCGUUGCUCGAGAAGUACGACGACAUGGUCACGGACUGAUAAGUCAACUUUUGUUCUGAAUUGAUUCGUUCGAGGCCCGGUCCCGGAGAUGGUCCC